Messenger RNA from Fragaria vesca subsp. vesca, 1556 nucleotides. Its product is annotated as plastid division protein PDV2-like. The record is from RefSeq and is a predicted model, not a curated record. The coding region runs from base 103 to 1425 and encodes 440 amino acids. Gene Ontology annotation, biological process: chloroplast fission. Gene Ontology annotation, molecular function: oxygen binding; heme binding. The transcript has 6 exons. NCBI's taxonomy places the organism in Eukaryota, Viridiplantae, Streptophyta, Magnoliopsida, Rosales, Rosaceae.
UUUGGCGGCACUGACAAUCCUUCCCCCACUAUAACUCAUUCAAUUUCAAACGCACAAGCAAAAACACUCAUCUUUCUCUGAAAUUAUUGAGCUUUAACAGAAAUGGAGGAAGAGGGUAUAGGGCUAGUUCUGACGAAAGCCACAGACCUGAGAAUGAAGAUCAGCAACUGCAUCCACAAGGCCAAUGACCCAUCACCCAAAAAGGAAAAUGGUGAUUCGGGUGAUGAAGAUGGUGAUGGUGAAGAAGAAGAUGAAGAGUCACAGAGGCUUUUCAACAUUUGCGAUGCCCUUGAAGCCCUUGAGAAUCAGCUCUCUAACUUACAGACUUUGCAACAACAGCAAAGGUAUGAAAGAGAAGUCUCACUUGCUGAGAUUGAAAGCAGCCGCAAGAUGCUACUGGAAAAGAUUAGAGAGUACAAAGGGAAAGAUUUGGAAGUGAUACAUGAGGCCUCUGCCUUUGCUGGUGAAACAGUGGAUCACAGUAAUGAUCUCUUGCUUCCUCCAUAUCCAAGCCGCUCUCCAAACACGUUUGUUAAUGGCUAUUUGCCACCUACACAUAAGCCUCUACGAAAUGGGGUCAUCACCAAUGAUGCAACAAAUGGAGCAAAGGAGAAUUUGAGUGAUACAGAGAGAUCAAAAAACUCAGUAGGGUUGGGAUCUUUCCUGAGCACAGCAGCCAAGACAGUGCUUACUGUUGUCGGUGUGGUAUCUGUACUUAGCCUGUCCGGUUUUGGGCCUAAAAUUGUGAGAAGUAAUACUGCUUUCAAUAUAUUAGGCUGUUUUAAGCAACCGCCAAAUGAAGAAAAGAGAUCAACUGUUGAAUGCCCCCCUGGGAGAGUCCUUGUUCAGGAAGGUAGGAAGGCUCGAUGUGUUGUGAAAGAAAGAGUUGAAGUUCCUUUCUCGUCAGUUGUUGCGAGACCUGAUGUAAACUAUGGCUGCGAAAAUAUAACCAUGGAAGGCAAAGGUUUCACAGAAGAGCAGGAAGCACUGGUGGUGAAGUCAUGGGCAGCAAUGAAGAAGAAUUCUGCAGAAUUGGGUCUUCAAUUCUUCUUGAAGGUCUUUGAAAUUGCACCAUCAGCUCAGAAGCUGUUUUCAUUCUUGAAGGAUUCUGAUAUUCCUCUGGAGAAGAACCCCAAGCUCAAGACUCAUGCCAUGUCUGUCUUUGUUAUGACUUGUGAAUCGGCGGUUCAACUCCGUAAAGCAGGCAAAGUAACAGUGAGGGACUCAACCUUGAAAAGGUUAGGCGGGGUGCAUUUCAAGUCCGGAGUAGUGGAUGAACACUAUGAGGUGGUUAAGUUUGCAUUGUUGGAAAUAAUAAAAGAAGCAGUACCAGAAAUGUGGUCACCAGAGAUGAAGAGUGCAUGGGGAGAAGCUUAUGAUCAGUUGGUUGCUGCUAUCAAAUUGGAGAUGAAGCCCUCUGCUUAGACUAAUAGACUCUGAAUCUCUGUUCUUCUACAAUUUAAUAAAAUUGUUUCUUUUCAAAAUUUAAUAAGAUGAAGACAGAGUAAUGUAAAGAUGUACCACUUUUUAUAGCAACUGCUGCUUAUUUUAAGUUC